GGCAGCUAAUCGGAGCCACUGCAGCACGGGGGGAGCAGCCCUGGAGCCGGGCUUGUCCAGCUCGCAGCUCUCCGCACGCCCGGCGGCUCUGUCCGGCCGUCUGUCCUGCCGAGUGCUCCAGGUGUGGCGUGGCGCGGCUCGCACCAUGCACGGGCGGGGGCUGCCGGGGCUGGUGGUGCUGCUGCUGGUCACCUCGCUGCCAGCCGGCCACCCCGCGCCGCCGGCCGGCCCCCCAGCCCUGCGGAGCGUUUUGGGUAGUCCUUCUUGCCGGCUGUCCCAGACUGAGUCGGAGCUCAGGUGCCGCAUCCCAGGGGGAAAACUGUGCAGUGACAGAGGCAGAUGUGAGUGUGGAGUCUGCAUCUGCCAAGUGACUGAGUCCGGCAAAUACUACGGUCCGCUCUGCGAGUGCCACGACUGGGUGUGUGAGAUCUAUGAUGGGAAGAUCUGUGCAGGCCAUGGGAAGUGUGACUGUGGGAAGUGCAAAUGUGAUGAAGGCUGGUAUGGUGAAGCUUGUCAGUAUCCAACUACUUGCAAUCUUACACGGAAGAAAAGCAAUGAAAUGUGCAAGAAUUCUCAAGAUAUCAUCUGUUCUGGUGCAGGCACAUGUCAAUGUGGCAGGUGUAAAUGUGCAAACUCAGAAGGAAAUGGACUGGUCUAUGGUAAAUUUUGUGAAUGUGAUGACAGAGAAUGCAUAGAUGAUGAGACAGAAGAGAUUUGUACAGGCCAUGGAAAGUGUUACUGUGGAAACUGUUACUGUGAGGCUGGUUGGCAUGGAGAUAAAUGUGAAUUCCAGUGUGACAUCACCCCCUGGGAGAUCAAGAAAAGAUGCACAUCUCCAGAUGGCAAAAUCUGCAGCAACAGAGGCACAUGUGUAUGUGGGGAAUGCACAUGCCAUGAUGUGGAUCCAACUGGUGACUGGGGAGAUAUUCAUGGAGAUACCUGUGAGUGUGAUGAAAGAAACUGCAAAGCAGCAUAUGAUAGAUAUUCUGAUGACUUCUGUUCAGGUCAUGGACAGUGUAAUUGUGGAAGGUGUGACUGUAAAGAAGGAUGGACUGGGAAGAAAUGUGAACAUCCACUUUCUUGUCCGUUGUCUGUUGAGGAAAGUGCUAAGAAAUGCCAAGGAAAUUCUAAUUUACCUUGCUCUGGAAGGGGGAGAUGUGAAUGUGGCCAAUGCACUUGUUUUCCUCCAGGAGACAACAGAGUUCAUGGCAAAAACUGUGAAUGUGAUGAUCGACAGUGUGAAAAUGCAGAGAAUGAUGUCUGUGGGGGCCAUGGUACCUGCUCAUGCGGGCGAUGCAUUUGCCAGGAUGGAUGGUUUGGAAAGUUGUGCCAGCAUUCAAGGAACUGCAACAUGACGGAGGAGGAGAGCAGAAGUCUCUGCGAGUCAGCGGAUGGCAUAUUAUGCUCGGGGAAGGGUUCCUGCCACUGUGGAAAGUGCAUCUGUUCACCACAGGAAUGGUACAUUUCAGGCGAUUUCUGUGAAUGUGAUGACAGAGACUGUGACAAACAUGACGGUCUCAUUUGCACAGGCAACGGUGUUUGUAGCUGUGGAAAUUGUGAGUGCUGGGAAGGUUGGAAUGGAAAUGCUUGUGAAAUCUGGCUGGGCAGAGAAUACCCUUAACAAAGGACAUCAAAGACUGAGGAGGUUUUUUGUUUGUUUUUCUUUAGGCUGCUAGAACAUUUAAUUUCAGAAGUACUCUGUGGCUGUGGGUGUGCAUGCAUGCACAUGUACAUGGGUGUAAAUACGUUAGAACACUCAUUUGAGUGGCCUGCUCCUUAAAGAAGUGCAUGACAAAACUAAAAGAAAAAAAAAAACUAAAAAUGCCUUGGGAGUAGAGCAGUCCAAGCUUUAAAAGUUGAAGUCAUAAAAUACUGGCCCUGUGGGACUUCUCCAGAGUUUUUUGGUAAAUUCAGUGGGACUGAGAUUACACCCCUAAUGCCUAUUUCUUUAGCAACCUUUGGAAAAGAUGUGAGAAAGCCUUUUAUUAAAUAUUAUUUACUUGGUUGUCACCUCUCCAUACCGGUACGCAGCAAUACUCCUGUAGAAGAGUAGCACUAGCUGAAUAUUUGUCAAAAAUAAAUUUCAUUAAUUUUAUGGUGUUUGACAAAUAAAUUUUUUGGCCUUUUUUUCUUUCCAACAAUCCUGAUUAUGCACCAGCUCAUAAACUGAAAGAAGCUGUAAAAAACCUUAUAAAAAAAUUAAUGAUUUUUUAUUUGGUCAAAGAAUUGUAUUUGUAUAAAUGAGGUCCAAUUACCUGACAACCAUAGACUGAAGACCCAAAAUGUUUGAACAGACCCUGUUCACAAGAGAACUUCUUAGUUUCUGUGGUUAACGUGUCAGUAAGUUGGUUAUCUAGUCUACAUACUAUGAUACUUUCAAAUACAUAACCUAUAGGAGUAUAAGGAAUGAAACUAAUAAUGAUAAAAAUGUAUGAUUAACUAUUUUGAAUAUCUAUCCUGCAACUCAUAUGUACUUUUAUCAUACUGUUCUAUGUAUAUACAGUUGCCUAGUCCUCUCUAAAGUAAUGCAAAUGAAAAUUUGUUAUACUAAUAACUUUUAGGAUGACAAUUCUGUAUGCUAUUAGAAAUCAAUGUUUGAAACAGAUUGCACUGUCACACAUGGUAUUCAGUGAUUUUAACUGCUUUUAUAGAAGUGAGGAGCCUGAAGAUCAACUGACUUGAAAAAUCAGCUAUGCUAUGCAGUAACCUGGUCUCAGCCAAAGAUGUUCAGACAAUGGCAACAAAGCAAUUAAAGUUUUAAUAUAGUAAACACAAACAAAGCAGUGGUAUGAACAAAAAUUUUAUUUUUAUUUUCCAAUGGUGAAAUGCUGCUCAGUGUGAAAUUCACAUUGAGUUAUGAACGAUGCACAACUAUUGGGACUUCCCUAAUUUAUUUACAUAUGAGUCUCUUAUUUUUUUUGUACAUGUAGAUUUGGCAGCCCUUGAAUUCUUUAGAGCAAGAAAAGAUACAUACAUCUUAGUUUCAAAAGUGUUUACAUUUUGUGAAACCAUGAUUGAGCAAGAAAUUGCUUAAAUGGCUGGAAAAUAUUUAUUUUUAAUACCAAAGUGUAACAUUGUGGUUUAGGUGCCAAGGUCCUGAUUUUUGAAGAGGUACAUGACUCAGAAAUAAGGGAACUAUAUAUCAACCAGAAAAGAUAUUUCCAUUAUUAAUCUAGAAAUUAGUUUUCUUUUAGAAAGGACUAUUUUGAAACAGGAAAAUGCAGUGGUACAGAAUGUGUAAUAGAAUGCAAAAAAUUUGAAUGCAUUUAUUUAAUCACUUUUAUCAUUCCCCCUUCCCACGUACCUUGCUCUUUCUCUUACUCAUUUUUUUACCUUAACCGGGAUUCCUUCUUUCUAAAAAUGAAGCUUGUGAAACCCAUGUUCUCAGGGAGUAUAAUCACCAAACAUCCAUGCAUAACUUAUAUAGGAGUUAUGCAGAUAAAUAACGAGACAUACACCCCAAAGCUGCUAGCUGAUUUUUUUUUUUUAGAUAACCAAAAUAUCAAGCAGAGUUCUAAAAUGUAUUCAUACAGUAUAAAGAAUCUUCAAAGUAAAAUUCAUCUUGAAAUUAUAGUUUAUAUUUUAUACUUUUAACCUUUAAACUCUGUAGAGCUUAACAGGAAUAUUUUCUUUAAAUUUAACAUAUAUGCAUGUUGUCAACCCUGGUGUUUGGACAGCACAGAUUGUUGGUUUUAUUUAUUUUUAUGAAUACCACUGACUUGAAUCAUCUUAUAAUCAAUGGUUUUUUCGCAUAUACAUUCAUCUGCUGAAUCAGAGUGUAAACAAUGAAAGAUACAAAUUUUCCCUUGAUUUCAUUCCAUCUAUGUUUAGUACUGUAAUAACAAAAUACUAAAUAAUCAGAACUCUUAUCUAGGUUCAGUAGAUGACAUGUUUUAUGGCACAAUAAGCAGAUUUCCAUAUACUGUAGAUAAGCUGUGGUAUUUCAGGUACUCAUUCAUAUGCAAAAGAACAAUUUUUUAGAGGGUUGCAUUGUCAUAUUUGAUGCAUUUUACUUUGUAAUUUGCUUUAAUUUUAAAUUUCUAUACUUAAAAAGUGUAAGGUGAUUCUGAUUUCUUGUUAGAAUUUUUUUAAAAAAACAUCAACUCCAACAUUUUGGCUACUAGAUGGAUUACAUAGCCAUUGCAUUUCAAAAAAUGUCAUCCAAGUUGUUUAUUAAAGGUAAAUACGGAAAAAUACUAGAAUAUUCUAAGACGGCUACUGUCAAUGUUUCAUUAAAAUGUAAAUUAUCAAACAAAAUGGUGCUAUGACUAUAAACCUCGAAGUAUUAACUAAGACUACUAACAAUAUAAUGUGUACAUAAAUUCCUUUCCAAUUUUAAUUCUGUUUCUUAUAAUGUUGCUUGAACAUUCCCUCCGCUUUUCAUGCUGAGAUAACUGGUGAUGUAAUUCCCAGCAGAUUUGUUUUGUGUCUCAUUUCCUUACUAGAAAAAUGAGACUGGAAGAAGUAAGAUUAUUACUCUACAUAUGUGAAAAUAAUAGCUGUAUUAAUAAAAUGGGAUUUUGUACCUCAUUCCCUGUGAUGGGACUCCCAGAUACAUAAAUUGUAAAAGCAGGAAGAGGCGUAAGGGAGUGAAACAUACUGCUUGAUCUUUCAUACCUAGUGACUAUAAAAUCUUG
This is a messenger RNA of Falco peregrinus (peregrine falcon), 4637 nucleotides long. RefSeq names its product integrin subunit beta like 1 (gene ITGBL1). The transcript has 12 exons. Bases 146 to 1621 code for a protein of 491 amino acids. NCBI's taxonomy places the organism in Eukaryota, Metazoa, Chordata, Aves, Falconiformes, Falconidae. Gene Ontology annotation, molecular function: integrin binding. The record is from RefSeq and is a predicted model, not a curated record. Gene Ontology annotation, biological process: integrin-mediated signaling pathway; cell migration; cell-matrix adhesion. Gene Ontology annotation, cellular component: integrin complex; cell surface; focal adhesion.